AUGUCCCGGCGCGGCGCGGCCUCGGCGCCGCUGGUGACCUUGCUUGUGUCACUGCUGCUGGCGGCGACGGCGGCGCUGGCCUAUGCCGGCAUGCUAGCCCUGCGAGCUCCGUCCUCUUCGCCUUUCUCUCCUUCGGCCGGCCUGGCCAGCGUCAGCGUCGGGGCACCAGCCGGCGCAUUGGCAAGUGCGUCGACGAGCACCUCCUCCAGCGCAUCGACGAGCACCUCCGCCAGCGCCUCCACGAGCACCUCCGCCAGCGCCUCCACGAGCGCCUCCGCCAGCGCCUCCACGAGCGCCUCCGCCAGCGCCUCCACGAGCACCUCCGCCAGCGCCUCCACGAGCACCUCUGCCAGCGCAUCAACGAGCGCCUCUGCCAGCGCCUCCGCCAGCGCCUCCACGAGUACUUCCGCCAGCGCCUCCACGAGUACCUCCGCCAGCGCAUCCGACAGCACCUCAACCAGUGCCAGCAGCCCCGGCAGCCAGUCCUCCGCCCCGGCAGCCUGCGAUGACCCCCUCUGCCUGGAGUGCGACAGGCCGCACGUAUGCACCCUCUGCCCGGCGGGGCUGUUCCUGUCGCGCGGCAAGUGCGUCUACCAGUGCGAGAUGCUCUUCAAGUUCCGCGUGCUGGACCCGACCGACGGGACGAUCCGCUGCACCCAGUCGCACGGGGUGGAGCACUGCGACAUGGCCAUCAUCAAUAGCACCCGGUGCGCGGUGUGCCUGGAUGGCUUCGGCCUGUCGGCCGAGGAAAAGUGCAUCCCCUGCAUGGAGGCCGGCUGCGCCCACUGCCCGCGGUAUGACCAGUGCGAGCGCUGCCAGGCGGACCACUUUUUCCUGGCCGGCGCCUGCCACCGGGACUGCCCGGAGCGCUUCUUCGGCGAGCGGACCCCCACGGACGGCCCCUACGGCGGGGCCUGCCGGGCCUGCCACCCGGACUGCCGGACAUGCGACGGGCCGGCCGGCAGCGCCUGCACCGAGUGCGACCACCCGCUGGUCAUUCGCCAGCCCAUCCCGCCGGUCGAUCCGCCCCUCGCCCGGGGGCCCUGCGUGCAGGACUGCAUGAAUGUCCCCUCCCAGUGUGCCGUCUGCCAGGAGGGCUGUGCCAGCUGCCGGCUGCGCGACCCCCAUGCCCCGCUGCCGGACACCCGGGACUCCGUGUGCAUGGAGUGCCAUGCGCCGCUGGUGCUGCUGGAUGGCCUCUGCCUGGAGGCCUGCCCCCCGAGGCAUGCCACCAUGGAGGCCGGCUACUGCGCGGCCUGCAGCACCCGCUGCGGCGACCGGUGCACCGGGCCCGGGCAUGACCAAUGCAGCGACUGCCCGCCGGACAUGGUCCUCCAGGGGGGCGAGUGCCGGGCCGAGUGCUCGCCCAUCGGCUGGUUUGCCCCGACGCCGGGCACCUGCGAGCGGUGCCACCUCUCCUGCGGCCAGUGCUACGAUGCCCUGGAGGACGGGUGCAAGUCCUGCCCCCGGGCCAGCUUCACCCUGCCGGCGCCGCGGCUGCCCGGCGGCCGGCGCUGCCUGGCCGCCUGCCCGGAUGGCUACUAUGCCGAUGCCCAGCUGUGCACCCCGUGCCAUGGGACCUGUGCCACCUGCACCGGGCCCGAGAGCAGCAAUUGCACGGCCUGCCCGGCCGGGGACUUCCUCCAGCCGCCGGCCGACAAGCCGGAGCUCGGGACCACCUGCCGGGCCGACUGCCCCCCGGGGCUGACCCCCUCCGAGGACACCGGCGCCUGCCAAGUGUGCCCCAACCGGUGCGAGCGCUGCGAGGCCGAUGACAAGGGCAGCCAGCAGCCCGGCGAGUGUAUCCUCUGCCGCGAGGGGUCCUUCAUGCUGCCGGACACCGGGGCCUCGGAGGGGCCGGCCUGUGCGGAGACCUGCCCGGCCGGGUACUUCGGCCAUGCCGGCGACCGGGUGUGCCGCCCCUGCACCGGGGCCUGUGCCCGGUGCACCGGGGCCGGGGACUUUUGCACGGCCUGCCUCGGGGCCGGCCCCGAGGGGCCGCUCCUGUCCGAGGCAUCGGGCCGCUGCGUCGAGGCCUGCCCCCCCGGCGAGUAUGCGCACUGGGCCGACCCGCAGGCCGGCCGGUGCCGGGCCUGCCACGGCACCUGUGCCACAUGCGCCGAGCCCGGCGAGGACAAGUGCACCGCCUGCCGGCCGGGCCUGGCCCGGCAUGGGGGCCACUGCCUGGAAGCCUGCCCGGAGGGCUUCUGGCUGGAUGCCGGCGAUGGGGCCACCUGCCGCGCCUGUGCCACCGACUGUGCCACCUGCUCCGGGCCCGGGCCCGCCGGGUGCACCGCCUGCCAUGAGCCGUACUUCCUCCUGGCCGGGACCGGCUGCCAGUAUGACUGCCCGAGCGAGGGGUUCUGGAAGGAUGUCCCCGGGCGCCGGUGUGUCCCCUGCCCGGAGGGCUGCAUCGAGUGCACCGACCGGCCGGAUGACUGCCUGCGGUGCCGGGUGCCGGGGGUCCUGCACCGGCCCUGGCCCUCGGCCCCGGGCCAAUGCCUGGCCACCUGCCCGCCGGCAUUCUUCGAGGACCACGCCGACAGCUCGGCCCUGGUGUGCACCGCCUGCGAGGAGGGCUGCCUGGUGUGCCUCGGCCCGGCGGCCGACGAUUGCCUCGAGCGAGCAUGCCCCGACUGCCACCAGGGCACCCCCCUGCGCAUGGUCCUCGGCCUGUCCAUCGGCCUGGGGCUCCUGUUCCUGGUGGUCCUGUCGCUGGUCAUCGUCGGGCUGCUGGUGGCCGGCCGGCCGCGGCUCCUGCGCCACAAGAAGCCCCACGACGCCGAGACCGAGGCCCUGGAGCUGGACGACGCCAAUCGCACCGUCAUGAACACCAUCUUCGACAUCGCCCUGCCGGGCUUCCUCCUGCUGGACCUCAAGCGCGAUGUGCAGUUCCUCCACGACGAGUCGGAGCUCGGCAAGGGCGCCCAGGCGGCCGUGGUCGAGGCCCGGAUCUUCUCCCCGGAGCUCAUGCAGCGCGCCAGCAACCAGGACCUUGUGGCCGUCAAAUUGGUGACCGGCUCCAACCCGCAGCAGGCCAUGUCGGUCAUGGAGAACGAGGUGUCCCUCAUGUGGACCCUGGCCAUGUCGCCGCAUGUGGCCACCCUGCUGGGCUACUCGGUGGCCCCGCUGGCCAUCGUCAUGCGGCUGUACAGCACCAGCCUCGACCGGGUCCUCCACCUGUCGGAGGACGAUCCCUCCGAGGCGCAGGCCAUGCGCCUGGCGUGCGACAUCGCCACCGGGCUGGAGUUCAUCCACGGCUCCGGCAUCGUCCAUCUGGACAUCAAGCCGGCCAAUGUGUUCCUGGCGCCGGACCCCGCCGGCAGCGGGCUCCUGCGCGCGGCCAUCGGGGACUUUGGCAUCGCCCGCAGCGUCGAGCGCGGGUCGCUGCUGGUGUCCUCGCUCAAUGUCCGCGGCUGCAGCCCGCCCUACACCGCGCCCGAGUUCCUCCGCGACAAUGCCAUCUACCGCGCAAGCCAAAACCUCCGCGAAACCAACAUCUCCACCAAGGCCAUGUCCGGGGGCGACCUCUUCGCCUGCGACACAUACUCCUUCGGCGUGGUCCUCUGGCAGCUGGUGUCCAAGACCCGGCCCUGGUCCGGCCUCGCCACCCUCGAGCUGAUCGAGCGCGUGGUGGCCGGCGACCGGCCGGACACCUCGGCCGAGGCCAUCCGCCUGCCGGCCACCUCGCCGGCCGUGCGCACACUCCUCGACGUGGCGGCCGCCUGCUGGGACCACGACCCUGCCGAGCGCCCGACCAUGGCCAGCGCCCAGCAGCGGCUGUCCCCCCUGAGCCCGGCCAACUGAGAGCCCCCCGGGCCCCUCCGGCCCGCCGCGCUGCCCUCCUGCGGCGUCCGGCCGGCUGCCCCGGGGGCCGCGCCUCGCCGGCCUCCCCCUCCCCCCGCACAUGCUACACACACAUGGCUGGGCCCGAGCGGGGGGCAGUCUCCCCCUCUCGCGCCCCGCCCCCCCCGUGCUUCCGCCCCCCGGGACAAUACACAACACGCUCCAACAGUG
This is a messenger RNA of Fonticula alba, 4017 nucleotides long. Its product is annotated as TKL protein kinase. Gene Ontology annotation, cellular component: cytoplasm. Gene Ontology annotation, molecular function: protein kinase activity; ATP binding. The transcript is spliced from 5 exons. The coding region runs from base 1 to 3807 and encodes 1268 amino acids. The record is from RefSeq and is a predicted model, not a curated record. NCBI's taxonomy places the organism in Eukaryota, Rotosphaerida, Fonticulaceae. Gene Ontology annotation, biological process: signal transduction; protein phosphorylation.